This is a messenger RNA of Dreissena polymorpha, 3121 nucleotides long. RefSeq names its product neuropeptide FF receptor 2-like. Gene Ontology annotation, cellular component: membrane. Gene Ontology annotation, molecular function: neuropeptide receptor activity. The record is from RefSeq and is a predicted model, not a curated record. Lineage: Eukaryota; Metazoa; Mollusca; Bivalvia; Myida; Dreissenidae. Gene Ontology annotation, biological process: neuropeptide signaling pathway. The coding region runs from base 237 to 1454 and encodes 405 amino acids. The transcript is spliced from 2 exons.
CGAAACAAACAAUCGGCUAUGGCGUAUCGUUGACUGAGUAUUAUUACAUUUUUUUUUAUAAAUGUGUUAUUUUUCAGAAACUAACCAUUAAGGAUCUUAAUUAGUUAUUAGUAGUUAUUGAAAGGUCAAGAUAAUUCACUGGACACAGUUCGAGACCAAGUAGAAAAUACUGGAUUUUUGCAGAAAGAAUGUAAAUAGUAAACUCAGAUAUUCUGCCGGUGAAAUCAACAGGGAAAAUGACUACCGAGGCGAACAUCAGCGAUUCCGAUUUGCUUGAACGAAUAAAUUCCGAAGUAGCGUCACUGAUGACGCCAGUCAUCGUUUACCUUGGUGUAUUGAUGUUCUUCGGUGUUCUAGGAAACAUUUUCGUCUGCUAUUACUAUGGACAGCAGACACGGCGCUCAAGCCAUGCCGUGUUUAUCUGCACCAUUGCGUUAUUCGACUUAGUGAGCUGUGCUGUGUCGAUGCCGAUUGAAAUAGUUGACAUGAAGUUUUACUAUACCUUCACUAACGGCCAUCUUUGCAAGUUCCUGCGUUUUGUAAAUCACGUAGCCGCAAUAGGGAGUGCAUUUACAAUUAUUGCGAUAUCUGUUGACCGCUUUAGAAGAAUAUGUCGGCCAUUGAAGAAGCAGCUUAACCUUCUGAAAUGCAAGUUACUCUGUGCACUUUCGUUUUUGCUUGGUUUGAUAUAUUCUUGGCCGGCGUUAGUCUUUUAUAAAUCGGUUGUAGUUGAAUUGAACGCGCAGAAUGGUCGAAUUUUGAAAGGAUAUGAUUGUUCUAUAACAAAUGAAAGUAAUUAUAGAGACUAUAUCUGGGGUUUUAAUUUCGUCUAUCUAAUAACGUUCAUGUUUGGUACUGGAACACUUGUUGUGAUGUAUUCGCUCGUCGGCAGGUCCAUAUAUCAACAUAAAAGAAAACUUAUACAGUCACGACCGUUGUCGCGGCGACCCAAACCCGUGCACGCGGAUCUAGAUUCAACUAAAAUUGACAAAGAAAGCAGCGGAAUUGAUAACGAUGAACAGGGUCGUGCAUCGUGUGCUAGAAAGGCAAAUGCCAUUCAACUGUUCGCAAAAUGUAGCAAAGCAGAGAAAAAGAAGGCAACGGAUAUAAAUGGCGAUCAUCAUAACAAAGACAAACUUAACAACAAAUCAAUCAAGUACACCAUGAUCAUGCUAGUGGUUGCAUCGAUUUUUGUUAUCAGCGUUUUACCAUAUCUUGUUUUAGUAAUAAUUUACACGUUUGAAGACUUAAGAGAUUCUUUAUGGGGAAGUUCUCUAGUUGGAUAUGAGAUCGGGUUGCGCUCUUACUUGCUUAAUUCUGCCUUAAACCCAAUGGUUUACGGAUUCAUGAAUCCAAAGUUGAGAAAGUUUUAUAUCUCUAGAAUAGCUCGAUUAACCAUAUACUUAUUCACUUGCGGGGCUUUGUCAUCCAGUACCGCGAUAACGAAUGCAUAGGCUACUGAGAGAAUUGUCUGUGAAAAAUAUUCACUACUUUGAAGGCCAAUUUGAUAAUGUCUAUGUACGCCCUAUUGAAAGUUUUUAAUGUUUAGACGUAAAUUUUUUUUUCCUUAUAAAAUUACUAGAUAAAACAUUGAACAGUUUAAUUUAAUUUAAGUUGAUGCUUGUAUUUUUAAAAACGAAAGUAAAAACGUAUUAAAAAUGUACUGCGAGACUAUGGUGUCACGUGCAUAUUGUUAGUUGAGGUAUACUUAGCACUUAUACCGCAUGCUUUCCUUGUCGGAACUAGCGUUCACUCAAAUAUGCUAUGUUCAUUGUCCGGCCCUGAACGAUUAGGCUAGCAAAAUUUCGUAAUGACAUAUCAUCCGCUUUCGUGUACAAUGCCGCAUGUAGAUUCGACCAAUCAAAUCGGGCGUUUUCAAAACAGUUACGAUGCAGGCGGUGUUCGCUUCAUAUUAGCCGUUAUACGCUUUGUUAUCCGCUCAAAUGCGCGUUGCUUCACAUUCUUCAUACCAAGAGUAUAAAACGUGAAGAGGAAUUUCAUUAGUCAUUAGUUGGCUUAUUACUAUUUAUGGAAACGGAAAUUCUGCGAGCAAGUUUCCCAACGUUAUAUGAUGUAGUGACAACGGAAUAUAUCUCAAUAGUUCGGACAAAACCUUGCUUAUGAGCUUGCUUUUAUAACAAAAAAUUAAGGUGUAUGCUUUUAAAAAUGAGAGAGGUUCCGGGUUCGAUCCGCAUUCAGGUCAAUUCCUCUCUAGCUUGGUUACAUGGAAAGUUUCCAUAGACAAUUUGAUUGCGGGUUUCUGUUCGAUGUAGAUACGUACGGCAUCAUCUCAGACUUUGCCAUCGAUAAGAAAACAAAGAAAGGUAGUUUAGUUCAUUUACACACAUCACAUUUGCUUACAUAGCGGAAAAGCCUGAACAUAAAUAGUGCAGUAUAUCUUAUUUAAAAAAAAUUAUUAAUAUAAAUAACUGAAAAAAAACAUACACAUGUUAUAAAAAGGAUAUAAACUUAGAUUGUUAAAGGUUAUAUAAACAUAAUCUUUGUUCUCGAUAUAAGUACGAUGUGUUUCGUUGUUUUACAAAUACGAUAUCAUUUCUAUAAAUGUCCUGCCUGUUUGAUAAAUGUUAUUUCAACGACAUGGAUUGCUUUCAGAAAACUGGAAGCAGUAAAUAGAAUAUUCAUGCUCUUUUAUCAGUAUUUGUUGAUCAUGAUAAUAUUUGGUAGUUUGGUCUCGAAUAUAACGGACUCAAGACGCACCAAAUACAUCAUCUGUCCAUGUAUCACAAGUUUACGAGUGUAUACUGAUAGAUGAUUGGAUGUUUUGGGUGUCAGUUACUGCAAAACAGAUGUCAUUGAUAAUUUGGCAACUCGACACAUUUUCAUGCAAGGCUCUUUUUAUCUGGAUGUUCUAUGAUAAUGUUUAUAAUUAUGUAAUAUUUAUAAUAAUGUGAUAUUUAUAAUUUGUAUAUUAAUGUAUUAAAGCAACUGGUAUCAAAUGAUAUUUUUGUAAACAUAUCCGACGUGUCUGUUGACAUUAAAUUUGAUUAAUUAAAAUUCAGUGACUGUUAAUGAUCUCACUUAAAUACCAUGCAUUCACGAAUAAAACAAUACAUGGAAAUUACGUGUUCAAAAUUCAAACACAAACGCCAUGUUCACUAGG